Mixia osmundae IAM 14324 is the source of this 1155-nucleotide messenger RNA. RefSeq lists its product as uncharacterized. NCBI's taxonomy places the organism in Eukaryota, Fungi, Basidiomycota, Mixiomycetes, Mixiales, Mixiaceae. The record is from RefSeq and is a predicted model, not a curated record. The transcript is spliced from 7 exons. Gene Ontology annotation, cellular component: Smc5-Smc6 complex; nucleus. Gene Ontology annotation, biological process: DNA repair. Bases 1 to 1155 code for a protein of 384 amino acids.
AUGUCAGACGAAGAGGUCGUCAUCGUCGCAUCCGCAAAGUCCAAGGGCAAAGCCAGAGCAAAGCAGCCUCGACUGACGCAAUACAAAGAGCCCUCGCCGGAUGUGCAAGACGAUAUCGAUGUUUCCAUCUUUGACCCUAAUCAGGACCGCGGCGUCGUCCGCAAGGUCAGACAGGAGUACAGAACCAUCCAAGAUGAGAUGAAAUCGCUCAAUAAAGAUGUCAAAGGCACGGCAGUCAGCUCCGUCAUGGCCUUGCUCGACCGAGCAGAGAACAACUUCAGCAGCGUCAAGCAGACCGGAGAAGCCGUCAUGGAUGCUGCCUUGCUCAACAGCAUGGGCCAGUACACCAUCCAGAAAGCGCGAGAGUUGAAGAUAGGCUCAGAGGCAUUCGAUUGUGAUGCCUAUGUCGACUGUCUAGCUCAGCUCAUCGGCCCCUCUACGACCAGCAACGGACGAAAGAGACGCAAGGUUGCUGCGGGAGCGAGUAGAGAACGCGCCAGGCUCGAGAGCGAGAACGAGUCGGACGAGUCAGACGGAGGGGAUCCGGUCGCGUCGCAAGUUGACGUUGCCGAUUCAUGGGACCGUAUUGGAGCCAUGGCACUUCAACACACAUCUCGUGUGCCGACCAUUGACUUUCUAUUGGGAGCGAUCGCCACAGAGCACAAGAAGCGGAUCGUCAAGCAGAGGACGCGUGAGACCAAGAUUGACGAAUCUGAACGUCAGAAGCCUCAAGAGCUGUCGAGCCGUGAUGUCAAGAGGACCAAGAACGAGACCGGCACAAAUGUCGAGCUGAUUGCUCAGCUCAUCAUGCGACGCCAAGCUGCAGGUCUACGUACAACCUACUGGGAGCUCGUCUGUCAUCCUGCCUCGUUCAAUCAGACAGUCGAAAACAUCUUCUAUGUCUCCUUUCUACUACGCGAUGGCAAAUUCAGUCUCGAUUACGACGAUGAUGAGCCCAACGAGCUCUACAUCAUGCAAUGCGAAGAAGCAACCGAUCAAGAUCGUGCGGACGGUGUUACGCGGAUACAACACGUCCUCGAGUGGGAUAUGAAUUUGUGGAAGAUGGCCAUCAAAGCAUAUGAUAUCCGCGAGCCGAUCAUUCCAACACGAUCCGCAGAGGUAGAGGAGAACACAAAAGAGGGCUGGCAUGUGUGA